AUGCCUCUGGCUAGAGAUCUAUUACUCCCUUCCUUGGAAGAGGAAAAGAAAAAACAUAAGAAGAAACGGCUGAUUCAGAGCCCAAAUUCUUACUUCAUGGGUGUGAAAUGUCCAGGUUGCUACAAGAUUACUACAGUUUCCAGCCAUGCUCAGACAGUGGUCCUUUGUGUGGGCUGCUCAGCUGUUUUGUGCCAGCUCCCAGGAGGAAAAGCCAGGUUCACAGAAGGCGGUUCAUUUAGAAGAAACCAACACGAAACAUCUAUACAAGUUCCUGAAUUUGUGUUUUUCACAGAAAGCCUUAUCAACUUCGGUUACUCUACCAAGGCAAUGCAUUAUUCUUUGAUUUUAUAA
Rattus rattus (black rat) is the source of this 351-nucleotide messenger RNA. Its product is annotated as 40S ribosomal protein S27-like. Gene Ontology annotation, molecular function: RNA binding; structural constituent of ribosome. Gene Ontology annotation, cellular component: ribosome; cytosolic small ribosomal subunit. The record is from RefSeq and is a predicted model, not a curated record. Gene Ontology annotation, biological process: translation; ribosomal small subunit assembly. The coding region runs from base 1 to 351 and encodes 116 amino acids. NCBI's taxonomy places the organism in Eukaryota, Metazoa, Chordata, Mammalia, Rodentia, Muridae. The transcript has a single exon.